AUGACCGAUCCAGAAAAUUCCACUGCCCUCAGCAACAACAGCACACAACCAACACAAGAAGAGGAACAUGACGAUUGUGACUCGAGCAGUGAUGAUAAAACAAAGAAACGUUCAAUAUCUAAAAAAGCUUGCGAGCACUGCAAAAAAAGUCAUGCUUGUUGUGAAGAUAAGAGACCAUGCAAAAGCAAAAAGAGAGGACGUAAACGAAAAUUCGUGCAGCCAACAACAACGCCAUCGGCCACUACUCAAUCUCAACAACAAUCCGUUCUAAUUCUACCACCUCAUCAAACAACACCUCACAUCCAUAUUCAACCAAAAACAUCUCAAGUCAAUAAGAAGCCUGUAUCAGCUAUCAAUCACGGUCCUAUUAUUUCAUCUUUUAAUUACAAACCAAUUGCUCCAAGCAACUUGGGGAAGCGAGUAUUGGCCAACAAUAAGCCUGCCGUUCAUCACGCCACCACCUCUUUUAUUCAUCCACCACCAACCAUCUCUUCUUCCAGUAUAUAUCCACUUCCAUCCUAUCAUCAUUGUCCAGUUGCUAGUUUUGUAGGGCAUCCUAGCGGUCAUCAACCAACCUCAAAGGUUGCUACUCAACCCAUACAAAGCCUUCAUACUUCAAGAAGCGCUACUGGCUGUCCUUUUCAUCAGCAACAGCAACAACAACCAACAAAUAGGUCAUCCAUGGUUGUUUCAUCUUUACCACAUGCUCAUCCAGUAAUUCUACCAACAUCAAUUUCUGAAAUUUCUGUUCAGAAUGAUCUUGUUCAAACAUCUAAACGUUGUCCAUUUAACCACUCAUCGGCAAAUCUUGGUAAUUUUACUCCAACGGAAGCAAUGGCUUUCAAACGAACAAAGAUGACUAUGGAACAACCUCCUCUUGAUAAUCAUUUGAGACUUGCUCCAUUAAAUCCUAUUGUAGACAACAAAAACAUUGGGGAAUCGACACGAGACUCAAAAAUUGCUCUUCUGCGAAAAUGGCUUUCAACUUCAGAAAUUCAACCAUCGCCCAAUGCUGCGGAUGGAAAGGCAUACAUUAUUCACAAGUUAAUGACAGAUGAUGACGUUAACUAUCAGUUCUGGGCUCUUCUUGACGAAUAUAUUAUUUACAGUUUAAAGCAAAUUGAAAACGGUAAAUCCAUAGACGAUUUCACAAGAAGUAAGACAAAUAAGGAGGCUAUUGAACAAUUAGAAAGUUUAUACAUUUCUAUUGGGACUUCAAAAUGUCCUUUCCUUAUUCUCAGAAAAGAACAAAGUGAUCCAUUACCAACACCUCCUCCACAGCUUGAGACUCUUCCCUCCAUUACAAACAUUUCUCUUCCAAGUUUGAAAACCAUCCUCAAUCUUGACAAUACGUUUGGAAGCUCCCAACACAGUCCAUUCACGAAAUGUCCUGUUGGUUAUCAUUCUAUUUCUAAUGAAAUUCAAGAUAUGAAUCGUGCCACCGGCUUGUUACCGUCUAAUCACCAUCCUGUAAAUUCUGUUAAUGACAAUGGAGAUUUCAGUGAAGCAUCUGAAAUGUACAUCAAAGGAAUCUUAGACUUAUGUGGAACUUGUAUUGCCUUUUAUUCCCUGGAUUUUGGUGGAAGACUCUUAUUGUGGAACAACAAAGCCAAACAAGUGCUUGGAUAUGAGAAUGUACCCUAUGGAUUAUUGAAAUGGGAUGACUUGUUGCACAUUUCUUCAGAAAAUAAGGCAUAUCUUCCCUCUCCUUCUGACUUGCCAUGCCUUCAAUAUCCAUGCAAUUUUAUUAUUUCACACGGUACUUCUAAACAACCAACCCUCAUUCAGUCUGAUACGGCAUGUUUUGUGAAAGAUCGAUUCUCAGCUGUUUCCUUUAAUAAAUAA
Naegleria lovaniensis is the source of this 1845-nucleotide messenger RNA. RefSeq lists its product as uncharacterized. The transcript has 3 exons. Bases 1 to 1845 code for a protein of 614 amino acids. The record is from RefSeq and is a predicted model, not a curated record. NCBI's taxonomy places the organism in Eukaryota, Heterolobosea, Eutetramitea, Acrasida, Naegleriidae.